AUGGGUGGUGCUUGGGAAGCUACUGCUUAUGCCCUCCGAGCCGCGGGUUCAAUGAACUUAUAUCAGAAGGGAUUCGGAUAUCCCCAUCAUAUCCUAAUUGCCCUUGCCCCUCUCUGGAUAAACGCAUACGUCUACAUGGUUCUCGGACGCAUGGUGCACUUCUUCCUCCCCGACCAGAGAUGUUUCGGCAUCUCGGCGCGGAAGCUGACAGUUAUCUUCGUCUGUCUGGAUAUCGUUGCCUUUCUCACUCAGGGGGCGUCGAGCAGCCUUCUGAAUUCCGAUAGUGCAAACAGUAUCAAAAUCGGAAUUAACCUUUAUAUGGGCGGUAUUGGGCUCCAGGAACUAUUCAUUCUAAUUUUCGUGGGCCUCGCAAUUCGGUUCCAAAAGAAAAUGACCAUCGUCGAAAAAACGGAUUGCCCACAGUACGCCUGGCGGCCACUUCUUUACACCGUCUACACAUCUUUACUCCUAAUCACCAUCCGAAUCAUUUACCGACUCAUUGAAUUCUCAGGUGGUCUUCAUUCAGCCAUCGCCACAAACGAAGCGGCGUUUUACGCUCUAGAUGCAGCUCCCAUGUUCCUUGCUCUUGUCGCAUUCAAUAUCUUCCAUCCAGGAAGAUUCCUCGUUGGCCCCGGGAGCGAGUUUGAGAAGAAACCGAAGCAGGAUAAGAAACGCAAAAACAAGAAGAGAAAUAAGUCAGCUAGCGGCAAGUGGAUUUUGGAUAGUGAUGGCCAGGGUCAAUUUGAGGAGCUACCUCUUCAUGAAUCUCAGAGGGGUCAUGAUUCACAUGAGCAUCAGUCCUUCGCUCCCCCAGAGAGGAGACAGACCUUUUCUAGGAUGAGCUGA
This is a messenger RNA of Arthroderma uncinatum, 846 nucleotides long. RefSeq names its product RTA1 domain-containing protein. Gene Ontology annotation, cellular component: membrane. Bases 1 to 846 code for a protein of 281 amino acids. The record is from RefSeq and is a predicted model, not a curated record. Lineage: Eukaryota; Fungi; Ascomycota; Eurotiomycetes; Onygenales; Arthrodermataceae. The transcript has 2 exons.